AUCUGAUUAAAAGAAAAAAGAAAGAAAGAAGAGAAAUCCUAACAACAGAAUCCAAAAACAGGCAUUAGAGGACAGCAAUUCCAGGGUGACUUGGUACGAUGGUCACUAACUGGAAAUUCUCUGCCUUCCGAAAAAAGGAAGCCAGCACCCAUUCCCACGAUCCUACUACCAAGCUGAGGACCUGCUGACCCAAGUUCCUUCUUUUCUUGCUAUUGGCUGACACCGUUCAUAAGGCAGAGCUGGCCGUUUCACUUUUGCUUUAAAUGAACAAGCUGCAUCCUAUGGGGGGAGAAAGCCGGGAGAGAGGGCAGAGUGGAAAGGCAGGGCGUCGGGAGGAGGCUGGGCGCUGGACGCAGACACACAGGAUGAAGGAGACCAUCUGUUAGAGGCCACUUGUAGCAACAUGAAGAAAGUUUGAGCCCCAAAAGACAUAUGAGGGCCUUCUUAUUCUGGUUCUGGGGCCUGGAUUUGGGAAAAUAAGGGUCGAGCAAUUGUUCAACAGACAAGAUAGAGAAAGCUUAUGUCCUAGCCUCUCUCCAACUCCCUAUCAGAAAUGGAACCAACAGGGGACUUCAGCAAUAAUAGUGGCAGGAACUGUACAAUAGACAGCUUCAAGAAAGAAUUUUAUCCCAUCAUAUACCUGAUCAUAUUCGUCUGGGGAGCCCUGGGAAAUGGCUUUUCCAUAUAUGUCUUCCUACAGACUUACAAGAAGUCCACAUCUGUGAAUGUUUUCAUGCUCAAUCUGGCCAUUUCUGAUUUCCUGUUCAUAAGCACCCUGCCUUUCAGAGCUGACUAUUAUUUCAGAGAGUCCAACUGGAUAUUUGGGGAUAUAGCCUGCAGAAUUAUGUCUUAUUCCUUAUAUGUCAACAUGUACACUAGCAUUUAUUUCCUAACCGUGCUGAGUGUUGUGCGUUUCCUGGCCACUGUCCACCCUUUCCAACUGCUCCAUGUCACCAGCGUCAAGAGCGCCUGGAUCCUCUGUGGGAUCAUAUGGGUUUUCAUCAUGGCUUCCUCAGCAAUGCUUCUGAACAAUGGCUAUGAGAAGAAGAACAACAUUAUAUUGUGCCUGGAGCUGAAUCCCCAAAAGUUAGAUACGCUACGGAUCAUGAACCACAUUGCUUUAGUGGUAGGCUUCCUACUUCCAUUUGUCACACUUACCAUCUGCUACCUCUUGAUCAUCCGGGCCUUGUUGAAGGUGGAGAUUCCAGAGUCGGGUCUACGGGCUUCUCACAGGAAGGCGUUGAUCACCAUCGUCAUUGCCAUGAUCAUCUUCCUCCUCUGUUUUCUGCCUUACCACGCACUGCGGACCUUCCACUUGGUCACAUGGAAUGCAGAUUCAUGUAGGGAUGAGUUACAUAAGGCCAUGGUCAUCACACUGGCCUUGGCUGCAACCAAUAGCUGCUUCAAUCCCUUCCUCUACUACUUUGCUGGGGAGAAUUUCAAAGAUCGAUUAAGGGAUGCGUUCAGUAAAGAUUGUCUACAGAGAUCAAAGGCAAAGUGUGCCCUUCGCUUUUGUGUAUAGCUGAAGAACAGAAUCAAGAGUUCAGGGAGCUGCCAUGCAGGUGUGAUGGACACCAUGAGUCUUGGUGCCCACCUCCAUUCACUCAUGGUCUCUAGAUUACUUUGUAUUUGCAUCAUAACCAACGAGUCUUGGGUUCCCAACAUUUAAUUGACCACAACUUUGCUAAUAAAGCUUAUUUCAGAAAUUU
Messenger RNA from Mesocricetus auratus (golden hamster), 1709 nucleotides. RefSeq names its product cysteinyl leukotriene receptor 2 (gene Cysltr2). Bases 554 to 1522 code for a protein of 322 amino acids. Gene Ontology annotation, biological process: G protein-coupled receptor signaling pathway. The record is from RefSeq and is a predicted model, not a curated record. NCBI's taxonomy places the organism in Eukaryota, Metazoa, Chordata, Mammalia, Rodentia, Cricetidae. Gene Ontology annotation, molecular function: leukotriene receptor activity. Gene Ontology annotation, cellular component: plasma membrane. The transcript is spliced from 3 exons.